Molecule: messenger RNA, 1303 nt
Organism: Zalophus californianus (California sea lion)
Lineage: Eukaryota; Metazoa; Chordata; Mammalia; Carnivora; Otariidae
Gene: NCCRP1
Product: NCCRP1, F-box associated domain containing
Biological process (GO): SCF-dependent proteasomal ubiquitin-dependent protein catabolic process; glycoprotein catabolic process
Cellular component (GO): cytoplasm; SCF ubiquitin ligase complex
Molecular function (GO): ubiquitin protein ligase activity
Source: RefSeq, a predicted model, not a curated record
AUGGAGGAGGAGCGCGACCGACACGCGCUCGGCGGCGGGAUGGAGGCCGACGAGCCCGCCAGCCCCCGGGAGCCGCCGUCGCCACCCCCGCCGCCGUCGCCGCCGUCCCCCGCGGCCCCCGACGCCCCGGGCCCCCCCCAGCCCGAGCAGCCGUCGGAGGCCUACGCGCGGCAGCUGCUGCUGGAGGAGUGGAGGCCCCCCGGCGGGAGCCUCGAGCUGCCCCCGCGCCUCACCUGGAAGCUGCUCUUCCUGCGGCGGCCGCUCUACCGCAACCUGCUCCGCUCGCCCAACCCCGAAGGCAUCAACAUUUAUGAGCCAGCACCCCCUACUGGUCCCACCCAGCAGCCCCUGGAGACGCUGGGCAACUUCCGCGGGUGGUACAUUAGGACUGAGAAGCUCCAGCAUGACCGCAGCUGGACGGUGAAGCAGCAGUGUGUGGAUCUUCUGGCCGAGGGCCUGUGGGAGGAGCUCCUUGAUGAUGAGCAGCCGGACAUCACGGUCAUGGACUGGUACGAGGACAGCCGGCUGGACGCGUGUGUCUACGAGCUGCACGUCUGGCUGCUGGCGGCUGACCGACAGACGGUCAUCGCGCAACACCAUGUGGCCCCCCGCACCUCUGGGCGGGGCCCCCCCGGCUGCUGGCUCCAGGUGUCCCACGUCUUCCGCCAGUACGGCCCCGGCGUGCGCUUCGUCCACUUCCUGCACAAGACCAAGAACCGGCGGGAGCCCGGCGGGCUGCGGCGGACGAGGGUGACCGAUUCCUCCGUGUCUGUGCAGUUCAGGGAGUGACUGGCUGUUCGGCUCCCGGCCUGUUCCGACCCCUUGUCUCACGUGUCUGCUGCCUUGACACUUUCCGGAUCCUCUAGCACCUCCCUGAUCUCUUAGCAGUUCCCUGACCCCUUGCACCUCCCUGACCCCUUAGUAUCUCCUUGUACGCUUUAUCCCUUUGGAUCUCUUAGCAUCUCUUUCACCUCCCUGGCCCUCAGAAGUCCCCAGCCCUUAGUGCCUCCCUGGCCCUUUAGCUCUGCCCUGUUGUCUUACUGCACAGCACCACCUGUUUCCGUCAUACCUUCACGACCCCUCAGCUUCUCUUUGAUCACUUACCACCCCCCAGGCCCCUGGUUCCUGCCCAGCCCUUGAUUUCCGACGAAUAUCUUCCCACCCCCUUGAAUGCCCGACUGGCGUUUCUUCUGCACUCUCUGAGCUCCAGGAGGGCUGAGGGCAGCGACCACUUCUCCCCGAGCCAGUGCUCGGCAGAUAGUAGGUGCUUCAUAAAUCUUUGUUGACGGAUGAAUAAAUUCAC